This is a messenger RNA of Loxodonta africana (African savanna elephant), 2529 nucleotides long. It is a transcript of the gene SLC17A9, whose product is annotated as solute carrier family 17 member 9. Gene Ontology annotation, molecular function: transmembrane transporter activity. Gene Ontology annotation, biological process: transmembrane transport. The transcript has 13 exons. The record is from RefSeq and is a predicted model, not a curated record. Bases 74 to 1384 code for a protein of 436 amino acids. Gene Ontology annotation, cellular component: membrane. NCBI's taxonomy places the organism in Eukaryota, Metazoa, Chordata, Mammalia, Proboscidea, Elephantidae.
UGGCCCUGGGCGGGGGCGCUGCCGCGUGGGCUUCGCUGAGCCCCGUCGCCAGAUCGGUACCCGCCCGCCGCCGAUGCAGCCGGCCCCGGACGAGGCCCGCAGGGACGAGGCCCAGGACGCCCUGUGGUCCAGGCCCGAGUGCCAGGCGUGGACGAGGACACUGCUGCUGGGCACAUGCCUGCUGUACUGUGCCCGAGUGAGCAUGCCCGUGUGCGCCGUGUCCAUGAGCCAGGACUUCGGCUGGAGCAAGAAGGAGGCUGGUGUUGUGCUGAGCAGCUUCUUCUGGGGCUACUGCCUGACGCAGGUGGUGGGCGGCCACCUCGGGGACCGGAUCGGAGGUGAGAAGGUCAUCCUGCUGUCUGCCUCCGCCUGGGGCUUCAUCACAGCUGCCACACCCCUGCUUGCCCACUUCGGCAGUGCCCACCUGGCCUUCAUGACCUGCUCACGCAUCCUCACGGGUCUGCUCCAAGGUGUCUACUUCCCAGCCCUGACCAGCCUGCUGUCGCAGAAGGUGCGGGACAGCGAGCGGGCCUUCACCUAUAGCACCGUGGGCACUGGCUCCCAGGUUGGAACGCUGGUGACCGGGGGUGUGGGCUCCCUGCUCCUGGACCGGUACAGCUGGCCAAGUGUCUUCUACUUCUCCGGUGGGCUCACCUUGCUGUGGGUGUAUUACGUGUACAGGUACCUGCUGAACGAAAAAGAUCUUGUGAUGACCCUGGGUGCAUUGGCAAAAGGCCCGCCCAUGUCCAGACACACCAAAGCCCGCUGGAGACAGCUCUUCCAGAAGCCUGCUGUCUGGGCGGCCAUCCUCUCUCAGCUAUCCUCGGCCUGCGCCUUCUUCAUCCUGCUCUCCUGGCUGCCGACCUUCUUCAGAGAGACCUUCCCCAGCUCCAAGGGCUGGGUCUUCAAUGUGGUGCCCUGGCUGGUGGCGAUCCCUGCCAGUCUGUUCAGCGGGUUUCUCUCGGAUCACCUCAUCAGUCACGGUUACAGGACUAUCAUGGUGCGGAAGUUCAUGCAGGCCAUGGGCCUCGGUCUGUCCAGCGUUUUUGCCCUGUGUCUGGGUCACACCUCCAGCUUCUGUAAGUCCAUGGUCUUUGCAUCAGCCGCCAUUGGCCUCCAGACCUUCAACCACAGUGGCAUCUCUGUAAACAUCCAGGACCUGGCCCCAUCAUGUGCCGGCUUUCUGUUUGGUGUGGCCAACACAGCAGGGGCCUUGGCAGGUGUGGUGGGCGUGUACCUGGGAGGCUACCUGAUCGAGACCACAGGCUCCUGGACCUCUCUCUUCAACCUGGUGGCUGUCGUCAGCAACCUGGGGCUUUGUACUUUCCUGGUGUUUGGAAAGGCCCAGCGGGUGGACCUGAGCCCCGCCCAUGAAGACCUCUAGUUCCUCCCACUGCCCAGGGCAAGCCAAUGUGGGAGCACAGGGGUGCAGUGGUGCGGGACAAGGGGAUGCUGGAUGCGGGAGCACGGGGGUGCAGGCAAGAAGGCGUGGGUCACAGGUGUGUGGGCCUCGAGUCCAGCAGGACUGGGUCAGGACCAGGCCUGGCCUCGCUCUGAGCCUGUUUCCCCACCAGCAAUGGAGCAAUCCUGCCCUUGCACGAGGUUGGGAUUCGGGGUGCAAUCACUCUAGCAGCGGCAGCUUCACUGCAGACACGGCCCCGUUUCAGUAGAUAGAACCAAGCCUCGUUGGAGGGGGUCCCACCUGGGAGAUGAGUGCUGCUUGGAUCAUAUGCUUAUUACCUCAAGGACCGGGCCAGGCGAGGCUGCCCCUGCACCCCAGGCGACUCUGCUGUUCCCCUGGACCAGACUCUCCCCAUGGUGGCAUGCUGACAGGAGGAUCCUUCUCUGGCUUGAACCAUCCUGUGCACUGUGGGGUGCUGAGCAGCAUCCCUGAUGUCUGCCCACUCGAUGCCAGUAGCCCCCACUCCAAGUCCUGAAAACCACAAAUGUCUUCAGCUGUGAGGGAAACUGCCCCGGCCGAGACCCACAGCCCUAGACAAAGGCCCAUCCGUGGAGGGGCCUCGUGUUUCUGCUCCUUCCAGGAGCAGGUUGCCCUCCCCCCAGUGAAAGGGCCCCGGCCCAUCUCUGGGUACCCCUGGCUGCCUCCACCCGUGUGGGUUCUUGGUACUGACUAUGCAUUCUGAGAAUGCAGCGAAGGCCUCAGAGAAGCCGCUUUCAGGACCUGUGGGCCCAUCCUCCCCGCCACCCCCGUCAUGAGCCCAGGGCUCCCAGACACCCCAAGAUGUGCACUCUCGGGGGCACGCUGUAUGGGGAUACUGCUUUGCCCGCUGUCCAGUGGGCGGGUGUCUGGACGUCCUCGGCAGCCCUGCCAGACCUGACCGCUGCCCCUACCCUCUGCUGGACCCAAUGGUGGGUGGGGCCCCCCAGAUCGACCCCUGUUACUAUAACCCGAGGAGCAGGCCAGAUCAUGAAUGAGCAAGUGGUGGACUUUGUAAGAUGAGUUUGUAAAGAACCUAUAAAAGUCCGCAAAGCCUUAUUUAAAUGUUGACUAUUAAAAAAACUAUUUAA